GUAAUUCAUCAAAAAGUGAGUUCAUUUAUUUACAGGAAUGAGUUUAGGAAUUGAAAAAAUUUCAAAAGCAAAAUCUUUUUCAAUACAAAUAGGGAAACAAGUGAUGUUAUAAGUAGCAGGUAAUAAUUAACUGUAGGAUGAUCAAUCUCGGUGGAAAGGUUAAACUUAAUUUAAAGCUAAACUCUAGUGAUGGAUAACACUCAAAAAUAGUUGACCCCAUGGAGUGAUUUUUCAUUUCGUCUCAUAAUAAUCGUUUUCCACUCUUCCCAUCAUCUUCAAGUAUAACUAGAUCAUGGUAAAAAAAAGAUGCAAAUUGAUUUACUAUCGACAGUUUAUAAAGCUUUUUCAUUUUCUAAUCAUUUUAUUCAUCAUUUUCGCCUUCCUUUGGUGAUUUUAUGAUUUUUUUUUCAUCUUUACAUUUCUUCUUCUUUUAUCACCAGCGUUACCUUCACAUCAUGCCAAAGGAAUUGAAGAUUGAACCCAAAUUUUGAUAACUUGCGCUUAUAAUCUUGUUAUUAUUCAACCUAGGGCCUGAGUUGUUCCUCAGGAAAAGAGGAAAAGAAGAGAAAUGGGAAGAUGAGGAGAAGAGACACAAAAAAUGUAAGAGCAAAAAAGAUGGCAACCACUUAAGAUGAUCUGAACCAAUAAAUACAAAACAAAUUACAGUCAACAAUACAAGCAGAAAUACCUAGCGAUCUAAUAAGACCAAAAAUACAAUUUCAUUUUCAGCAAAAAUAAGCAUAAUCUUUUGGAGAAAGAUUCAGUUCAAGAUGAGGAUCAUGUUGAUAAAUUGAACAAUAAGUAUAACAAUAAGAUGAAGAUAACAGCAACAAAGUAAUUAAAUUCAAUGACAAAUGACCAAGUAAAGGGUCGAUAAGUUUUUUGGAUACAAAUUGAAGAGGUAAUAAAAAGAAGAAAAUCGAAGCCUGAAAAAAAUAGAAUCCAGAAUCAUUUUGAUUUUGGUGUUCAUUUUUUUCCUUUCAAAUAAUCACAUAUUUCUUUGACUCUUGCCUAUGAAUGGUAACCCAAGCAAAUGAUCAAUAUUUGGAUAAAUGAAACCGGAUUAUCAUCAUUCAUAGUUGACCCUAAAAAUGGCAAGAGUAAAAGUUGGAAGCUGAAAAAGUGUCCAAAUUGUAUCCUGAAAUAGACAGAUUGAAUCAUGAGAAAAAAGUAGACAUUUUUUGGCAAUAUUGGUAAAAGAGUAACACAGGAAAUAAAAAAAGACUGCAAGAGUCUAUGGCAAUGUCGCUCACACGGUACCUUAAAGUGUUUUUUGUUGACUGCAAUUGUGAAUCGAAUUUUAAUUGCACCAGAAAUUGAAUGGAAAUUGGAAAGACAGUGAGAGUGAGAAGGAUAAAAGAUGAUGUUGAAAAGGGGAAAGAUAAUGAUUAAAAUUUGUUUUAACUACAGGUGUAUUUACUUUGUCGCAUUCAAUACUACAAUGGUACAAGUUAAGCUCGGCCCCGUUCGGUGUCUGUGACUAAUACAGAGUCACUAGAUUAACUGUUGCCAAUCAGUUGGGAGGCUGCAAUUGAUCGUGUAAAUUGUUUUUUCUUGUUAUCAGGUUAACGUAAAAUACUGGUGGACAUUUGAUGGACACUCAGUUUUUUAUACGACUGUGAAGGAUCCUUUUUAAUGUAGUUUAAUCAUUGGCUUCACUUUAUUCAACUUUGAUCAAUUUUUUUGAUCAACUUUGUCUGAAGAAUCAUUUCUGUUUCAUUAACACAUCAUCGUCAUCAUUAAAUCAUCAUUGCAAUUGUGAUCAUGGAGACAGUUUAUACUGACUAUCAAAUUAUUGGUGAACCUGUAGUGACUAAUGUUUCGUCUAAUCAACCGCAAUUGAUUGUGAUCAAUCCCAAUUUGGCUCAAGGAAUGGGUAAGAAUGAAGAGACUGAUGAAACCGAUUCAAGGUACAGUGUUUAUGAGCAAACUAAACCAGUCGCAAUCACUACAUCGGUCAUAGCAUCGACUAAAAGUGUAACUGCAAGUAGUGAGGUUAUUGAAAAUGAGUGCUUAUCGUCACCCAAUUAUCAACCCAUUUCACCGGCAGAGUCGCCUUUGGGUGCUGCUAUGGCUACACUUGAAGACAGUUAUUGUCCCAUUUCAGAGGAAUCAAUUGAAGUUGAAAAUGAAAGGCCUGAUGAUUAUUAUGAUGAUACAAGUCAAUCUCAACAUUCAUCUCCUUGUGACCCUUUUAGACCUGAAUGUCGAAUACCUUUACCAGGAAUGCUUGAUCAGUCUCCUUUCAUGGAUAAUAGAACCUUUGUUCGACGUCGAAAUGAACGAGAAAGGACUCGAGUACGCAAUGUAAAUGAGGGCUUUGAAAGGUUAAGACAACAUUUACCUUUACCCAAGCCUUGUAGAGAUAAAAGAUUAUCAAAGGUUGAAACGUUGAGAGAGGCAAUCAAUUACAUCAAAAAGCUGCAGAAUCUUUUGAAAUCAGAUUCCAACAAAUGAAAAUUCAACUCAACAAACCAAUUAAUUUAUCUUCCAUCCAAUUAUAAUAUCUUCAUUUCCCCUGCUUUCUUCUUCUUCUUCGUUUUUCUUUCUCCUUUUUAUUUUUCCUUCACCUGGGUUUCAAUGAUUUGAAAGUGAAAAUAUGUAUUAAAAUUAU
Molecule: messenger RNA, 2614 nt
Organism: Tetranychus urticae (two-spotted spider mite)
Lineage: Eukaryota; Metazoa; Arthropoda; Arachnida; Trombidiformes; Tetranychidae
Source: RefSeq, a predicted model, not a curated record